AUGGAGAACGACCACGGUGAGCUUGUUGAUCUUUACGUGCCUAGGAAGUGCGCUGCCUCCGGCCGUCUGAUCGAAGCUAAGGACCACUCGUCGGUUCAGAUCGCCGUGUGCGACGUGGACGAAAACGGCAAGAUGAUCCCGGGCUCGACCACCAACAUUCCUAUCUCUGGUGCUAUUCGUCACCAUGGCGAGAGCGAUGACUCGCUGAACCGUAUCGCGCAACAGAUGGGCUGUAUGUAUUUUAGCGCGCUGUGA
Molecule: messenger RNA, 255 nt
Organism: Malassezia globosa CBS 7966
Lineage: Eukaryota; Fungi; Basidiomycota; Malasseziomycetes; Malasseziales; Malasseziaceae
Exons: 2
Coding region: 1-255 (84 amino acids)
Biological process (GO): translation; endonucleolytic cleavage to generate mature 3'-end of SSU-rRNA from (SSU-rRNA, 5.8S rRNA, LSU-rRNA); endonucleolytic cleavage in ITS1 to separate SSU-rRNA from 5.8S rRNA and LSU-rRNA from tricistronic rRNA transcript (SSU-rRNA, 5.8S rRNA, LSU-rRNA)
Cellular component (GO): ribosome; cytosolic small ribosomal subunit
Molecular function (GO): structural constituent of ribosome
Source: RefSeq, a predicted model, not a curated record